UCAUGGGGCAUUGGACCUCAAUGGAUACGGACCUAUAUGCAGCUGCCCAUAUCGUACGGCCUCUCUUUCCCUCCAAAGUUGGUGUCUUUCCCCCUAGUUACCACCUCGUUUCUACAGGAGUCUGCAUCCACUAUCCAGUAAAGGCGUCUCAGAUGGAGGUCGCUGGCUCCGAUUCCGAUGGCCGCGAGUUCAGGAACGCAGAUGAGAUGUGGAGGGAACAGACCGGUGACGACAACAAGAAGACCCAAUGGUACCGCGACGGCGUUGCCUACUGGGAAGGUGUGGAGGCGUCGGUGGAUGGAGUAUUGGGUGGUUAUGGGCAAGUGAACGAUGCUGAUGUGAAGGGCAGUGAAGCUUUUCUUCAGACCCUUUUAUCUGAACUUUUCGUCGACAGUGGAAUUGGCCGGCAUCUUGUUGCUCUUGAUUGUGGUUCUGGCAUUGGGAGGAUAACCAAGAAUCUUCUCAUACGAUAUUUUAAUGAGGUUGAUCUUCUUGAACCAGUAUCACAUUUCCUAGAUGCUGCCCGUGAAAGUUUGGUCAAUGAAAAUCAUAUGGCAUCAGAUACACACAAGGCCACUAAUUUCGUUUGCACUCCACUUCAGGAAUUCACACCUGAUGCUGGAAGAUAUGAUGUUAUCUGGGUUCAGUGGUGUAUUGGACAUCUUACAGAUGAUGAUUUUGUUUCAUUUUUCAAGAGAGCAAAGGUUGGCCUCAAACCUGGUGGUUUCUUUGUCUUGAAAGAGAACACUGCACGAAGUGGAUUUGUAUUGGACAAAGAAGAUCGAAGCAUCACUAGGUCUGAUGCGUACUUCAAGGAGCUCUUCAGUCGAUGCGGGUUGCAUCUUUAUAAAUCAAAGGUCAACUCCUCUCACAUGAUCAGAGGGGACUUCCCAAGGAACUAUUUACUGUGAAGAUGUAUGCUUUAACACCGGAUAUGCCAAAGAAAAUCGGUAGGACUAGAUCCAGAACACAAGCCAAUAGGCCUGGCAUCAUCAAAUGAGGACUAUUCUCUCAGAGCUUCUAAAAUUGUUGUAAAAGGUUUUGUACGUUUCCAGUGGAUAAAAGCAGGAUGUACAUGCUGUGAGACCCAUGUAAGAAUAGCUGGAGGCUGCAUUUUCUACAUUCUUCAUGAAUCCGUCUUCUUUGUCCUUUUGUUCCUAAUCACCCUCAGUCCUCACCCUUUUAUUUCAUGAUGUACUCUAUUAGUUUCAUUUUAUUGCAUCAAUCUCAGUAAUGUUUUUCAAGAGAUUGUUCUUUGCAAUACUAGGGCGACAGGCUUCAAAAGUAUACUGUGGCUAAUGUUGGCAAUAGGCCUUUUGAUUGUCCCAGGUAAUCUGUGUUCUAUAUAAGGCUGGAAUUUGGGAUA
Manihot esculenta (cassava) is the source of this 1366-nucleotide messenger RNA. Its product is annotated as alpha N-terminal protein methyltransferase 1. The coding region runs from base 3 to 911 and encodes 302 amino acids. Gene Ontology annotation, biological process: N-terminal protein amino acid methylation. Gene Ontology annotation, molecular function: methyltransferase activity. The transcript has 8 exons. NCBI's taxonomy places the organism in Eukaryota, Viridiplantae, Streptophyta, Magnoliopsida, Malpighiales, Euphorbiaceae. The record is from RefSeq and is a predicted model, not a curated record. Gene Ontology annotation, cellular component: cytoplasm.